AUGGAGUCUGACCUGAGUUCAAAGGUCACUGUCGAGUACCACGAUCCUUCUGGCAUCUUCCCUCUGAUCUCGCGUGACCUGGCCUCCAGGCUACCUUUACGAAACUUGAACUGGAAAUCUCCCUCGAGACCCUUACGCUCUAUCGGUGCCCUCCAUGUCGAGUUCGUUCCCGAUGCUCAGACCGAAGCCUCAGAGAGCGACAAGCUGCAGCGCGUCGACUCGUACGGUUCCAGACCCGGCGCUGCUACAGUCGCCAAAGAAAGAAGACACCAGAUCCCCGGCUUGCGCCAGACUCCAUACCUCCGAAUCUACCUGCUUCGAUGCGAUGACAAGGACACGUACAAGGCUUCAUCGCGCCAGAUGCUUCGCGAUUGGCUCAGGGAGACUGCUCUACCAGCGCAAAGCUCCUCGGCUGUGAACAGGUCCGAGGACCACGAUGCUGCCGAAUGGCUUAUCCUACACGUCGUCAUUCCUGAUACAAUCGCCGCAUCCGAGCCUCGCUGGACUGCUGCAUCUAAAAAGGAACCUGACGAAUUGGUUGAGAGGCCUUCGAGCACCACGAAAUGGCCUGGCAAGAACUCAAGGACUGUACUGGACAAGAUUCGUGCCGACUUCACCGCUUCCUCAAAGUCUGGUCCAGAACGUAUCGCUCAAAUCCGUCUGCAAAAGAAAGACGUUCCUCCACAGCUGCUACCACAGACACCCGUCACUCAACCAUACACUGAAAGCUUGCAGGAGCAAGACAACGCCUGGCAGGACCUCAUUGCCAAGUUCAAGACUCUGAUCCUCAUGUCGUUUGAUUUGCGCGUUCUCCAAUACGAAGACGACAUUCGUGAGAAGGGCUCCCAACGUGCCCUACCCGGCUGGAACUUCUGCACCUUUUUCACCCUAAAAGAGGGUCUUGCUCGUGGCUUUGAAAGCGUUGGUCUCGUCGAAGACGCUCUGGCGAUAUAUGAUGAGCUGUCGGUAGGCCUCGAUUCCGUUCUACGUGAAAACGAACCUGGCGCUACACAAGGAACCUUCCUCGGUGACCUUGACACUCAAAGAAAAGCCCUACUGGAAACUAUUGAUGCCCAGUCCGACACAUCUAGGCUCGAACAGCUAACUUCGCAGUUUCAAGAACUAUUUAGCCAGCCCUUGGAUCUGACCAAGAAGGAUUAUCGUGGCGCUAUAGUCUCCAGCACCAUAUCUCUGUUUGACUUUCGACUUUACAUUUUUGCGAGGCAAAGAACACUUUUGCUUCGUCUUGGCGCUGGAAUUGGCAAUCUUCAACAGACCAAACCUUCCAGUGCCAGAGCUAGUCCAAAAGAUGACAAUCUGACUUUUGCUGCUGAAGUCUGCAAGAGAGCAGCUCUAUUCGCUGCCACCAAUUCACGUGCUCUUCGUAGUGGCUUGACUGAUGGGUCUGAAAUCAAUUCUCUUGUUUCUUCACUUGUGGAAAACAUUGCUUCUUCCUGGACGCAUGCUGUACUCGAGCAGGUCCUUGAGGAGACCGCCUCUAAAGAUUUGUCCUUGUCUGGUGACAAAGCGCAGCUAACACCACAAUUCCAAACGCUUGGUGUCUUCUCUAAAAAAGAGGCAGGUGGUAAUUUCAACUUCCCUCAGGGUGCCAACACCCACCCAGCACGGUCGAGCUCUUUACAACGAAGCGCCUCUUCCUCGUCUCAAUUGACGCCACAAACUAUCUACGAGAAUGAUCGAUAUGCCAAAUCAACGCCUAGCGCUCAGCCAGAUACCAUGAGCACAAUUGGCUCUGGCAUCGCUGUCCUUGCAUCUGGACGGGCUCAGCUUCUCCUGAUGCAGCGCAGAAUCAUCGAAGCUCUUGCCAAGCAGAAGGGGUGGCAAUCUGGUUGGGCUGCGAUCAAGGAACCGCAAGCCAUGGUCGACAUUGAUCUCGACGGCGAAGAAGAGACUGGGGCUGAUUUAGAAAGAGAAGCACUCAAGGCUUCGACGUCGACCGCGAAGAUUGAGAAGAUAACGAAUAUGGUUCUUAGUGCCCCCUUGUCGUCUGCUCUCGCAUCUCUCGAGGAAUUCCGAGCUGUCUACGAGCAACUGAGCAAGCUCGCAAUGUCGCACUUCAGCACCGCAAAUCACACAAAAUCAGCAGACUCUGUCAUGAGUGAUCUUGCCAUACUCAAAUACCAACUUGGCGAUGUCGCUCAGGCAGCUACUUACUUCCAGCGCUCCUCUGCAACUUUCCUCAAGACAAGUUGGUCUUACGUCCAUGGUGAGAUGCUGAGGAUAUACGCAAAGUGUCUGAAGGAUCUGCACCGGCGAGACGAAUACAUGAGAGUGAUGCUGAGCCUGUUGGGUAAGGUGGUUGCACAUCGUACGGCUAAAUCACUGCCCAGGAUACGUGGUACUUCUGCAUGGCUAGACGAGGAGACAGUCGAUGUUACCAGUAUUCUCGAAGAGCUCGUGAGUUUUUCAGGAGAGCUCCCGUACAACUUCAACGCCACAAUGUCUGAGUUCUUCGCCAACAUCAAUGUAAGCCCUGAAAUAAUGCAUUAUUCAGGCAAGGAUGGUUUUAGCCUGAACGUCCACUUCACACACCUUCUGGAUGAGGAUCUCAUUCUCGAUCGUGUCAAGCUACGACUGGUGCUAGUAAGCGACGGAAGUCAGGAGAUACUUUUGCAGAGCGACGGUCCUCUGACGCUGAAGCGUGGCCUUGCAAAACUCCAAGUCCAUUCGAGCGUCACAACCUACGGACAUUAUCUGAUUGACAAACUAACGCUGGAGUCGAAGAAGCUACACUUCUCCCAUGAAUUCCAGCCGAAGCCACAGACGACCCCGCUGGGCAUUACCAAUGCAAACAUGUCUGGGAGGAGGCCUAGCAUGAGUGGACCUUCUCUGCUAGUUUAUCCUCAUGGCAAGUCUCUCGAAAUCCGAACAACGCUAGCCAAUGAGAUCCACAUCGACAAGAUACGAUCGAUUGAGCUCACCGUCGUGACAGGCCGCAACAAUACUGAAAGUCUUGACCUACGGCUCAAGUCUGCGUCCGCCGGACUGAGACUCCAUACUGCGGAUGCUGCCAUUAUAGAGAGCGAUCACGCUCAUCUGGAUACAUCACAAGCUGGUACGCUUCGACUCGGCGCAGCGGGAUCAGAAGUGGUCCUCAAAAUCCGAGUACCCUACAGCACAGAACGCGCCCUCGACGAGCUUAUCAUUAAACUGGAGGCAAACUACCAAACCAGCCAGGGAUUAUUCUCGUACCUUCGUACUUCAGCGGUCUCGGCAGCAUUGCCCCUGGAUGUAGAUGUUAACGACAUCUUCAAGUCUCAUGCUCUUUUUUCCCGUUUCAGUAUUAGGACGACGAACGCGACACCACUGCAAGUCACAAAUGUGCAAGUGCAAGAGUCCGAGUUUUACGGAGUGCGAGCUCUACCUUGCCCUCUCCCAAUGACUGUGUUUGACAAGCAGCCAGCCAAUCUGACUUACAAGGUUACAAGAAAGGAUGGUCAAGGCGAGCUGAACAAGAAGGAAGCUGCAUUGUCACUGACUGUCGAAUACAUACGCUCUGACGAGGCUAUCUUUGAGAAGCUUGGCGAAACAUUCGAACAGGCAGUUGCGAGCAGCCCCUUUGCAGCUUUACGGCGCUUGCUCGUACCUACCUUGUUGAACAGAACAAAGUCGUAUGCACCUGCCCACCAGCUCGAACAGGCAGUGCUGCUCAAUGAGUUCCAAGUACCUUCCUACGGAUCCAUGGGGUGGGAAAGGCUUGUUGCCAGUCUAACGAGUGACAUGCGGCAAGGCCUAGAACUGUGGCUGCAGGAAUGGCACUCUAACAAUCACAAGUUGCCUCUUGACCAAACAAAGCCAGCUGCUUCGUCAAGAAAGAUUACUCUCUCUGUCGAAGUACCUACUGUCGAUGUCUUGCACACAGUUACUCUUCGCCUCGAUGACAGUAGGGCGGCAGAGGCUGUCAUAAUCGGCCGCCCACUAGCAGCCACUCUCACAAUCAAGCAUACAAGGCGCUGGGCCAGCGUGGCAGUCGCAUCAGAUACGCCGCUCUCAUUUUCGUAUGAUGUCGAUGCGUCUGCAGAUGGUCCUUGGCUUGUGGCUGGACCCAAGCGCUCACGCUUUGAUCUUAAGCCUGAUGAUGAAGAGACCAAAGUCUCACUCGUGCUUGUGCCACUGAGAUUGGGCAUGCACCUUCUUCCGUCCAUCGAUAUUCAAUCAGUCGCCCUUGCCGUCGAUGAUUCUGGUUCGAAUGGCAUGUCGAGAUUGCUCAGCCCGGGACAGAACAAUGCGCCUGUCGAGGAAGAAACUACACAGCCCCUGGUCAGCUGCGAGACCGACUACCACAACUCCGGCGAGACGGUUAUGGUGGUGCGAGAGACGAGGACGACAACAGUGACGGUCAGAGAAAGGGAUCUCAUGCCGGCAUUACAGAGGAUGCCCACUGCUACAGAAUCGGGCGGCGCCAGAACAGCCCUCGUCCUCGUCAUCGCAGCCACGGUCUCCUUUAUCGGAAAGGCCUUUUGGCAAAAGAUACAACAAGGAGGUGAACAACAACAACAAAAGAAAAAGACUGGAAAGAAUGGAAAGCGGAAGAGAAGAUCGCAAGGAGGUAGUGGAUUCAAGGAGGCUAGACAUGAGAAUUAUGAUCCAGAGGUUGGUAAUGCUUCAUUCUUUGACGAUUGA
Molecule: messenger RNA, 4644 nt
Organism: Aureobasidium subglaciale EXF-2481
Lineage: Eukaryota; Fungi; Ascomycota; Dothideomycetes; Dothideales; Saccotheciaceae
Exons: 7
Coding region: 1-4644 (1547 amino acids)
Biological process (GO): intra-Golgi vesicle-mediated transport; early endosome to Golgi transport
Cellular component (GO): TRAPPII protein complex
Source: RefSeq, a predicted model, not a curated record